AUAAUAUAAAUAUUUUCGCAUUUUAAUUUUAAUUUUAAUUUCGUCUUCUUCAAUUUCCAUUGAGGGGUUUAGGGUUUCCUUCCUUUCACUGUAACAAUGUCCAUAUCUCAAGAUCUUUACCCUUCUCAAGAUGAUCUUCCCUACGAAGAAGAACUUCUUCGAAACCCCUUCAGUCUCAAGCUAUGGUGGAGAUACCUCAUUGCUCGUGCCGACUCGCCAUUCCAAAAACGCUUCAUCAUCUACGAGCGAGCUCUCAAAGCUCUUCCAGGAAGCUACAAACUCUGGCACGCUUAUCUCAGAGAACGCCUCGAGUUGGUUCGUAACCUACCCGUCACUCACUCCCACUUUGAGACCUUAAACAAUACCUUCGAACGAGCUCUCGUUACAAUGCAUAAGAUGCCCAGAAUUUGGAUCAUGUACCUCCAGACUUUGACGGACCAGAAAUUCAUAACUCGGACUCGACGAACCUUCGAUAGAGCACUAUGCGCUUUACCAGUCACUCAGCACGAUCGAAUUUGGGAGCCUUACCUCGUUUUCGUCAGCCAAAAGGGUAUUCCGAUUGAGACUUCGCUUCGCGUUUAUCGAAGGUAUUUAAAGUACGACCCUAGUCAUAUUGAGGAUUUCAUUGAGUUUUUGAUAAAUUCUGGUCUUUGGCAAGAGGCAUCUGAGAGGUUAGCUUCUGUGUUGAACGAUGAUCAGUUUCAUUCUAUUAAGGGAAAGACUAAACAUAGGCUUUGGUUAGAAUUGUGUGAUUUGCUGACUAAACAUGCUAAUGAGGUUUCUGGGUUGAAUGUGGAUGCGAUUAUAAGGGGUGGGAUUAGGAAGUUUACUGAUGAGGUUGGUCGUUUAUGGACCUCUCUGGCUGAGUAUUACAUAAGGAGAAAUUUACAUGAGAAAGCUAGAGAUAUAUUUGAGGAGGGUAUGACUACUGUAGUUACGGUUAGAGAUUUUAGUGUUAUUUUUGAUUCUUAUGCUCAAUUUGAAGAGAGCAUGCUGGCUCAUAAAAUGGAGGUUAUGGAUUUGAGCGAUGAUGAAGAAGAGGAAGAGGAUGGCGAUGAAGAGGAUGAAGAUGUGAGGUUGAAUUUGAAGUUGUCUUUGGCUGAAUUUGAGAAGAAGAUUCUUAGUACUUGUUGGCUACACGAUGAUAAGGAUGUAGAUUUGAGGUUAGCUAGAUUGGACAAUCUCAUGGAUAGAAGACCCGAGUUAGCGAAUAGUGUUCUUUUACGGCAGAAUCCACAUAAUGUGGAGCAAUGGCAUCGGAGGGUAAAGCUGUUUGAGGGUAAUCCUACAAAACAGAUCCUUACUUACACUGAGGCGGUGAGGACAGUUGAUCCCAUGAAAGCAGUGGGGAAACCGCAUACGCUGUGGAUUGCUUUUGCAAAGCUGUAUGAGACCCAUAGUGAUAUUGUGAAUGCAAGAGUGAUCUUUGAUAAAGCAGUGCAGGUGAACUACAAGACUGUGGAUAAUCUGGCUACUAUUUGGUGUGAGUGGGCCGAAAUGGAAUUGAAGCAUAAAAAUCCUAAAGGGGCAUUGGAGCUGAUGAGACGUGCUACAGCAGAGCCAUCAGUGGAGGUUAAACGUAAAGUGGCUGCUGAUGGAAGCGAACCAGUACAAAUGAAGCUCCACAAGUCUUUGAGACUAUGGACUUUGUACGUUGAUUUGGAGGAGACUUUCGGCUCUUUGGAGUCCACCCGAGAAGUCUACGAAAGGAUAAUGGAUCUGAGAAUAGCCACGCCACAAAUUAUUAUUAAUUACGCAUAUCUAUUGGAGGAAAAUAAAUACUUUGAAGAUGCAUUUAGGGUGUAUGAAAGAGGGGUGAAGAUAUUUAAGUAUCCACAUGUCAAAGACAUAUGGGUAACUUACCUAACGAAAUUUGUGAAGAGAUAUGGACGGACAAAACUAGAACGUGCAAGAGAACUAUUUGAGCACGCUAUUGAAACGACCCCUGCUGAUGCAGUGAAACCUCUGUAUCUACAAUAUGCCAAACUGGAGGAGGAAUAUGGUCUGGCGAAGCGAGCUAUGAAGGUCUAUGACCAAGCCACUAAGGCUGUUCCGAACAGUGAAAAAUUUAGUAUGUAUGACCUAUACAUCAACCGGGCUGCUGAGAUCUUUGGUGUCCCAAAAACUAGGGAAAUAUAUGAGCAAGCUAUAGAAUCUGGUCUUCCAGAUAAAGAUGUGAAGAAAAUGUGUUCAAAGUAUGCAGAGCUUGAGAAGAGCUUGGGAGAAAUUGACCGAGCUCGUGCGAUAUUUGUCUUUGCAUCGCAAUUUUCAGACCCACGAUCAGAUACAGAUUUCUGGCAAGAGUGGAAUAACUUUGAAGUGCAACAUGGCAAUGAAGAUACCUUCAGAGAAAUGCUUCGUAUUAAACGAAGUGUUUCUGCAAGUUACAGCCAGACGCACUUUAUUCUGCCAGAGUAUCUGAUGCAGAAAGAUCAAACCGUCGACCUGGAUGAGGCGAAAGAGAAAUUGAAACAGGCAGGUGUCCCCGAAGAUGAAAUGGCUGCUCUAGAGAGGCAGUUAGCUCCUGCAGCAAACGAUCCUAUCGCUAAAGAUGGUAAUAGGAAGGUGGGAUUCGUGAGUGCUGGAGUACAAUCACAAACCGAUGAAGGGUUGAAAGUCACAGCAAAUCACGAAGAUAUUGAGCUGCCAGAAGAAAAUGACUCUGACGAAGACAACGAAAUAGUUGAACUCAAGCAAAAAGAUGUACCUGAUGCUGUUUUUGGAGAGUUGGCUCACAAGAGAAGAGAAAAUGAAGAGGAUGAAGCUCAGAACAAAGACGAUGAAAGUCGUUUGGGUGCACUCGAGAGAAUCAAGAGGCUCAAAAAGCCUUAGGAUGUAACAGACUGAUAAGAGCUUUUUAGGCUGUAAAAUUGUUGAUUCCUUCUUAUUUAGAAGAUGUUGUUAACUAGUAAUUCUAGUAUUUUUUGUCAUUUUUGUAAUAACUUGAGUUUUUGAAGAAAAGUUAUUUUUAUGAGUAAAAA
Cannabis sativa is the source of this 2981-nucleotide messenger RNA. RefSeq lists its product as uncharacterized. Bases 97 to 2832 code for a protein of 911 amino acids. Lineage: Eukaryota; Viridiplantae; Streptophyta; Magnoliopsida; Rosales; Cannabaceae. Gene Ontology annotation, molecular function: protein binding. The transcript is spliced from 5 exons. The record is from RefSeq and is a predicted model, not a curated record. Gene Ontology annotation, cellular component: Prp19 complex; post-mRNA release spliceosomal complex; U2-type catalytic step 2 spliceosome. Gene Ontology annotation, biological process: generation of catalytic spliceosome for first transesterification step; mRNA splicing, via spliceosome.